Molecule: messenger RNA, 3733 nt
Organism: Oncorhynchus tshawytscha (Chinook salmon)
Lineage: Eukaryota; Metazoa; Chordata; Actinopteri; Salmoniformes; Salmonidae
Product: multiple epidermal growth factor-like domains protein 9
Exons: 6
Coding region: 149-1975 (608 amino acids)
Biological process (GO): axon guidance
Cellular component (GO): basement membrane
Molecular function (GO): extracellular matrix structural constituent
Source: RefSeq, a predicted model, not a curated record
AAACUGCGGGUAGUUCGGUUCACAAUCACUGAGAAUAGCCGCUGAGGACGUCAAUGGUGGAGUCGAGUACGCGAGCUAGUCCAUUCAGGGAAAGGUCUGAGACAGACCCUUACUAGGUAGGGCUUUACAUGGAGAGCUGAAAUUGAAUAUGAGGUUAACGACCUUAAUGAUGUACAUAUCCCUGGCUUUGCUAUUUAUUUUGUAUAUUGGAUUUUCUGAUGCUGCACCUCGCGUCAACUCCUACGAUGCUUCGCCUAUCUCCAGGAAGCCUCGCUCAGCCUCCGAGAGCUUGGAACCGCUCUACACCACAUUGCCUAAUCGUUUACCUGAGGGCAGGUUUGUGCUCGGCCAACUAACUGGGCUCACGCCGUCCCCUACUAUUGGUUUCACCGGAGUGGCCAGCAAAACGAUACGGGUCUCCACGACUCCUGUCUCGCCAACUGCAACCACCAUUCAGCCACCAACAACUGACCCUACAACCCCAAGGCCAAGCACAGAAAUGAUUUUCAACACUAGGAAAAAAAAUACGUUUUUGAGCUCCAGAACAUCCAAUUCAAGCAAAAUAUCUGCUGAUGGGCAAGCAUCAGUUUUUCCUCCAGAAAAAACGAACAUGGUCUCCAUGGUUUCUCAGCGGACGACUAAUGAUGCAUGGUCUUCAGAUAACAUCGAUGCAUCGAUUUCAUCCUCCGAGAAUGGUCAAGAGUCUCUGUGUAACUGCAGCAGUGAGGGGGCUCUAGAUGUGGAUGACUGUGACAAGAAGACAGGUCAGUGUUUCUGCAUGUCAGGGUACACUGGGCUGCUUUGUGAGGACUGUGAGGAAGGACACUUCACCAAUGGCACCACCGGCUGCAUACCCUGUGGCUGUGACUCCUACGGAGCUGUCAACCACCUCUGUGACAGCUCAGGAAUGUGUGUGUGUAAGACGGGAGUGUACGGGCCCAAGUGUGACGAGUGCCACCCAGGCUUCUUCCGUUUCAGCAGCACGGGGUGCCAACCCUGCCAGUGCAACAACCUUACUAACUACUGCCACCCACAAUCUGGCGUCUGUCUGAACUGCCAGGGCAACACUCAAGGACCCAACUGUGAGGAAUGCAAGCCCAGAUUCUACCGCAGCUCUGGUGCUGCCAGCACCGAUGCCUGUGUCGCCUGCCCCUGCUCCAACACCACCUCCACUGGCACCUGUCACACCGACUCUGAUGGGUUCCCAGUGUGUGACCAGUGCCUGUCUGAGUACAGCGGUCAGCAGUGUGACCAGUGCAAGGCUGGCUUCUACAGUGCCAAUGGUGUGUGUGUCACCUGCGACUGCAGUGGGAACGCAGACCCUACGGGGCCGGCCCAGCUCUGCCACCCUGACACUGGCCACUGCCUGAGCUGCACCGUCAACACCACGGGGCCUCAAUGCCAGCUCUGUGCCACCGGCUUCACAGGGGACGCCCUUGCCCACAACUGCACCCACCCAGUACGGAUCGUUCUUACCCCAGAGCCUGCUACAACAACAGAGACCCCUAAAACCACCACUACAACCUCUGCUCCAACCCCCAGCAGCAACGGCCUGACUGCCACAGUGCCCACCAGUGCUCCCCCUUCCACUACUAACUCCAGCAUCCUACUGAGCAUAGCCACCACCCAGGCCCUGCUCACCAGCCUGGGCAGCCCCACAGUCAAUACCACGGCGGCUCUCACGGAGGUCUCCUGGACCCAGUUCAACAUCAUCGUUUUGGCCGUCAUCAUUCUAGUAGUGGUGCUGCUGCUGGGCUUCGUGGGAGGAGUGUACACCUACAGAGAGUACCAGAACCGCAAGCUCAACGCUCCCUUCUGGACCAUUGAGCUGAAGGAGGACAACAUCAGCUUCAGCAGUUACCAUGACAGCAUUCCCAACGCUGACGUGUCUGGCCUGCUGGAAGACGAGGCCAACGAGGUGGCGCCCAACGGCCAGCUGGCUCUCACCAACCAGGGCAACUGCUACAAGGCCUAGCCCACAGGGCAGACAGACAGCACACUGCGGACAGACUGGACACUCCCGGAGAGGCUUCCGGCCUGGCUGCCUGCUUCACAGGACAGAGGCAUGAAAUGGAUAAAGACUUUCAAAGCUGCUGGACACCAAACCCAAAGCUCAAUGCGUAACUUGACUCCUUCUACCCAGCUCCUCUCUCCUUCUGUGGAGCAGAAGGACACCAACAUACUGACAGAUGUUUGCAAAGAGAAAAGGAAUGGAAUGUUUCUGUUUGUCCUUUCGUUUGGGCUCCAUUUCAGAUUUGUGUGAUUCACGUAAAAUAAGUCGUCGAUGAAGGGUCCAAAGAACAGUAGACUUUUUAAAUUCAGUUGUGCCUGCAGAGGGCACUAUAACAGAUGUGGAUGGUUGAGGUAAUGGGGAGUUUGCCCAUGCAAGAGUAGAGGACCAUGGGAGAAUCUCAAUUGCAUACUCUUCGUGUUAUCUCUCCGAGCCUCCUUCUCCAGAUAGAUUGGAUGAGAGUGAAAGUCAGAGGUCCCUCCCCUCUAAAGGAAGUGAGGAGAGAGGACACAAGGAGUAUGCAAUUGAGAUUCUUCCCAUGUCUCUGUUGUAUGGCACACUGUUCUUUAUGCAGCUCAAUGGACAUCAGACUACACUAGAAACCCUAGCAUUUCAGAACCUUUUAAAACGAACUAACAGUUUAAGUUAUAACUUGAACAGAGAUCUAGUCUAGACGAUGAUUGUUAUUCCAUUUAUUUUGAUUCAUUUCUUAUUUAUUUUCAAGUUUUCUUUUUGGGAUAAAUGUUGCGCAUGUAAGAUGUGCGUUUCAUGGUGUUUUAACUUGUGUGCUAUAUUGAAUGCAAAUUGAAAAGGGCAAAAUGUUUUCAUAUGUAUGUAUGUCUUUUUUUGUGAGUGAUAUAGGAAAUGGGAAGGCUGCUAGCUUAAUGACAUCCUCUUUUGUUUUCAGUUGUAUCCUGUAUAAAGAAUUUCCAGGUCCUUACCUUGAGUAUUAACGAGGGGUGUUUAGAUGAUAAAACAAACAUACAUUGUAUCCUCUCUCUACUCACUACUGUUCACUGCAGGGCAGUUGGUCCUAUUGUUCGUUAUGAUUAUCACUUUGACCUAUUUACUGAUGGUGUGCAAAUCUGCUGGUUUGAGAAAUGCCUACCUCAAUGGAAGUUGCUGAACAAAUUCUUGCAAUUUUUUUUUAGUACUAGUCCAUUUAGGCUGGUUUCGUUUAAGUAAUCCACUUCUAGGACACAAUGAUGCCAGCCACAAUUUCUUAUGUAAGUCUUAACAGUACAAAAUAGAAACAGAUCUUGGUGAUGUGUUGCUGGCAGCAUCACCGUUAAUCCCGCUCAAGUGUUUUUAAUAAACUACAAUUGAUAUCCUGGAUUUGUUUCUGGUAAAAGUAUCAUGAGUGAGUUAAGCUAGUAAGGGAACUCACUCCUCAGGGAAUGCCUCUUUCCCCAGUGUGAUCGCUGUAGAUAAGAGUAGGACAUUGUACAGAUGAAUGUGAAUAGGAUCAUUAUUAUUGUACAGGUAGAGUGCAGUUUACGCUCAGAACAGUCAGUACCCUUACACUGAAAGACUCAAAUAUGGGCUCGGCACAGUCCACACAGGAAAUGACCUAUCAAUAGACCUACCCUCUGUAUUAUGUUGCAGGAUAUGCUACAUGCCAUCAUCCCUAACUACUGUUAAAUAAUGAAUGGAAAAAACUGUAAAUAGUACAAACUGAUAAUGUCACACACAAUGCUAUAAUAAAAUUGGGUUUAUUGGUUA